GUCUGAGCGGCCCGAAGCGACCUCAAAGUCUCAGCAUGGCGAGCCCACGACUGCCGCCUUGGGUGCCGGACUGGCUCGAGGCUGCUUUUGCUUCGCCACGUGCGCAUCACAACGAUGACGGGGCGCAUCAUUCGCUUCCAACAGAGUCCUCUCCACCCGUCGUCCCGACCAUUGAGCUGACGCAAACGCCGCCGUCGUCGUCCUCGAGCCCGAGCCUGGACCCAACGUUUCUGUCGACAGCAGCGAGUCCGGGGAUCGGGGGCGCGGACGACGGCAUCGCCCAGUGCCAUGCUGCGGGCCCGCACGUUUCGAGUCACGUCUUCAACGUGGAUGGCAUGAGCCUGCGAGGAGCAAGUAGAGAUGCGUCGACGUUGGACGACAGCGCGAAUACUGAGAGCACGUAUGUCACGAACCAGCUCAGCGUCAGGAGGAGAGAAAAGAAUGUCAUUGUCACGCCCAAGCCUGACCGGGUCGUUCAUCGAAAGCUGAGAGGGAUUCAUCUGUCGGUGCGUCCGUCGUCUUCCCAGUCCGCAGUUUAUAAGCAUGAAACACGCCCGGUGAUGCUAUCAGGAUCAUCGUAUCCCGACUUACACGGCGGUGAUGUGCCCUCUAGAUGAUCGCAGUCAACGCAACGCUCGGCACGGGCCUAUACUGGCGCGGCGGCCAGAUCCUCGAGCUCGGCGGGCCGCUGUCAGUGCUGCUGUCGUUCCUCCUGCCAGGCAUGCUGGCGUGGGCCGUCAUGCAAUGCAUCACCGAACUGCUGUGCAUAUGGCCCAUCCCCGGAGCCAUGCAGCUGUACGUCAGCGAGUUUGUAGACGUCGAACUCGGCAUUGCCGUGGGUGUGGCUUACUGGUUCGUGAAAACAGUCCAUCGAGGUGACGCGACUGAACGGACGGACGGACGCGCCGAUUGAAAUCGCUGCUCACAGUUGAGAAAUUCAGGUUCACAUACU
Molecule: messenger RNA, 952 nt
Organism: Purpureocillium takamizusanense
Lineage: Eukaryota; Fungi; Ascomycota; Sordariomycetes; Hypocreales; Ophiocordycipitaceae
Exons: 1
Coding region: 36-617 (193 amino acids)
Biological process (GO): transmembrane transport
Cellular component (GO): membrane
Source: RefSeq, a predicted model, not a curated record